Molecule: messenger RNA, 865 nt
Organism: Klebsormidium nitens
Lineage: Eukaryota; Viridiplantae; Streptophyta; Klebsormidiophyceae; Klebsormidiales; Klebsormidiaceae
Source: the annotation of a GenBank genome assembly
AUGUACCCAAGCUUGAGGGAAAGUUUGCCUCUUCAAGGGACAGGUGAUCAUGAGCACGAUUCAGAUCGCAAGAAGAGAAGCGCCGGCGUGACGAGGAGGGAGCUGGAGUGGGAGCAACGGGAGAGGCAGGAGGAGGCGGCCAGGAGAGAGUGGAAGCGCAUGGAGAUAGCCCGCAGGCAGCAGGAAGCAUGGGACAGGAGGGCUGCCAGCGAGCAUUUCCGUGCCCUCAGCGCGAGGGCCGACCUGGGGUUGCAGGCUGCGCAGCGCAAGUGGGACUUGGAGCUGGACCGCCGGCUGGGGGCAACGGACCUGACCAAGGUGCCCCUUCCUGCAAUCAACCUUGCAGCGCGGGUAGUCAAGUGGGCAGCCAAAAGGGGCCACAGGGAGCACCGGGGACAGGACCUCCGGAAGGAGAGGGAAGCGGCGGUGCUGAGAGGCCACAGAGUUGCGUUUCGAAGCUUCUUGGACAACUACACAGGACGAACGCCUGUUGGAGGCCGAGGGAGUGGAGCCCGAGCGUCCGCUGUUCAAAUGAGAAGUAGACCGCCUUUUGAGUAGCUCUUGAUUAUGGGACCUGCACGGUGUGACACGGAUCAGUUGUUGGAAGAACCCAUCUAUUGCUGUUGUUUCUUGAGCAACUGAGGCAUCCUUGACUGGAUCACGUAACGGACUUGUCUCGAUACAAUGGCUGAUUGUCUUGACUGUCUACUCGACCAAGUUUUUGACUGAUGAGCAUGAAAUUCGCCCUCGUGAAAACUUCCGACUGAGGCAGCAAGGAGGGCUUGCGGGCAACAAAUCGGUGUCCAUAUUGGUCUGUGUUAUUGGACAAUGCGUAUGCUAAACAUGAGGGAUUGCAUGGCCAGCA